AUGUUUACUAAGAUUGUGUGCCUGUCUUCCUUGGUUGCUUUUGCCAGUGCUGGACUUUUCAGUCCAGCCAGCAGCUAUGCUACUGUAGCUCACUCUGCCCCAGUGUUAACACAUGCAGCUCCAGUUGACUACUACGCACACCCCAAAUACGAGUACAGCUACGGAGUAAAAGAUGGCCACACCGGUGACCACAAAUCCCAACACGAAGAACGUGAUGGCGACGUUGUCAAAGGUUAUUACACUGUUGCCGAACCGGACGGCACCCUCAGAACAGUCCACUACACUGCCGAUGAUCACAACGGUUUUAAUGCGGUCGUAGAGAAGACAGGACACCCUGUACACCCCACACCAAUCGUACAAAAAGUUGUAGCUGCUCCUGUUUUGGCCAUUCCAUCUCAUUAUGAUCAUCAUUAUUAA
Messenger RNA from Brassicogethes aeneus, 417 nucleotides. The record is from the annotation of a GenBank genome assembly. NCBI's taxonomy places the organism in Eukaryota, Metazoa, Arthropoda, Insecta, Coleoptera, Nitidulidae.